AAAACCCAUCACCAUUUCCCCUCUUUCCUCAACUCAUUCUCCUCUUACAAGUGUACCGUUUUUGUUCCUUUCAGCUCACCACUUGGCUUCGGGCUUGUCCUCGUAUGCCACCCUACGUUGCCGCUUGUCUUCUUCCGUUGAUAUCAAUCAAAGCUUCUUAGACAUUCUUCGUCUUUCUAAGCUUUGUUCAACCCAUCCAUCCUGCCAUGGCUCCCCCAAACGACCCAUCUUCCUUAACCUCUUCGCCUCUCAAAUCUGACGGUUUGGAGAAUCUUGUUGAUUUCGCAGAUGGGAAACUCAGUGUCAAAGGUGUUUCUUUGCUGUCGGAUGUCCCAAGUAAUGUCUUUUUCAGCUCCUUCUCUUCCAUAUGUCAAUCCUCUGAUGCCCCACUUCCUCUGCUCCAACGAGUUCAUACUCUGUCUCAUAAGGGUGGCUUUCUUGGGUUUGAUCAAACCAAAUCCUCUGAUAGGCUCACCAAUUCCUUGGGGAAAUUCAAGGGUAGGGAGUUUGUGAGUGUGUUUAGAUUCAAAACAUGGUGGUCGACCAUGUGGGUCGGGAAUUCUGGGUCGGAUUUACAAAUGGAAACUCAAUGGUUCAUGUUGAAUGUCCCUGAGAUAAAAUCGUAUGUCGUUUUCAUACCCAUUAUAGAAGGGAGUUUUAGAUCCGCUAUCCAUCCUGGGGUUGAUGGGCAUGUCAUGAUUUGCGCCGAGAGUGGCUCAACUCAUGUGAAAACAUCUAGUUUUGAUGCUAUAGCUUACGUUCAUGUGUCUGAUAACCCUUACAAGUUAAUGAAAGAGGCCUAUGCGGCUAUUAGAGUUCAUAUGAACACGUUUAGGCUCUUGGAAGAGAAGCCUGUCACUCAUUUAGUGGACAAAUUCGGUUGGUGUACAUGGGAUGCUUUUUACUUAACAGUAGAUCCUGUCGGAAUUUGGAAUGGUGUCAAUGACUUUGCUGAAGGCGGUGUGUCGCCGAGGUUUCUCAUCAUUGACGAUGGGUGGCAGAGUAUCAACAUCGACGGGGAAGACCCAACUCGAGAUGCUAAAAAUCUUGUUCUUGGUGGGACACAAAUGACUGCAAGGCUCUAUAGAUUUGAUGAAUGUGAGAAGUUUAGGAAGUACAAAGGUGGGUCUUUGUCGGGUCCAAAUGCUCCAUCGUUUGAUCCAAAGAAGCCGAAGUUAUUGAUCGCUAAGGCAAUCGAAAUCGAGCACGCUGAGAAGGACAGAGACAAGGCCAUUGGCUCGGGAGUCGCUGAUAUCACUAAGUUCGAGACCAAAAUUCAUAAGCUUAAGGAAGAGUUGAAUGCAAUCUUUGGCAAAGAACAAGACAGUGGCUGUUCUAGCUGUUCUUGCAAGGGUGAUGACUCUGGAAUGAAGGCAUUCACAAGGGAUUUGAGAACAAAAUUCAAAGGGUUGGAUGAUGUGUUUGUUUGGCAUGCUCUUGCUGGUGCUUGGGGUGGUGUGAGGCCUGGUGCUACCCAUUUGAACUCCAAGAUAGUUCCUUGUAAGCUCUCUCCUGGCCUUGAUGGCACAAUGACUGAUCUUGCUGUUGUGAAGAUUAUCGAAGGGAGUAUCGGACUCGUUCAUCCUGAUCAAGCUGACGAUUUUUUCGACUCGAUGCAUUCUUAUCUCUCUAAAGUUGGGAUUACAGGCGUAAAAGUCGAUGUGAUGCAUACACUGGAGUAUGUCUCGGAGGAAUAUGGAGGACGAGUUGAUCUUGCUAAGGCCUAUUAUAAGGGUCUGACUAAAUCUCUUCAUAAGAACUUUAAAGGGACGGGUCUUUUCUCUAGUAUGCAACAGUGUAAUGAUUUCUUCUUCCUUGGCACGAAGCAAAACUCCAUAGGAAGAGUAGGUGAUGACUUUUGGUUUCAAGAUCCAAACGGUGAUCCCAUGGGUGUUUAUUGGUUACAAGGUGUUCAUAUGAUUCACUGUGCCUACAACAGUAUGUGGAUGGGACAGAUCAUACAGCCUGAUUGGGACAUGUUUCAAUCAGACCAUCUAUGUGCUAAAUUCCAUGCGGGAUCAAGAGCUAUUUGUGGUGGUCCUGUCUAUGUGAGUGACUCCGUGGGUGGCCAUAAUUUUGAUCUCAUAAAACAACUCGUUUAUCCCGAUGGAACUAUUCCUAGAUGCCAACAUUUUGCCCUCCCCACUAGAGACUGUCUCUUCAAGAAUCCUUUAUUUGACAGUAAAACGGUUCUCAAGAUCUGGAACUUCAACAAGUAUGGAGGUGUAAUCGGGGCAUUCAACUGCCAAGGAGCAGGGUGGGACCCUAAAGAACAAAGAAUCAAGGGACAUCCAGAAUGUUACAAGCCAAUGUCUACAACCGUGCAUGUCAGCGAUGUGGAAUGGGAUCAAAAACCAGAAGCUGCUCCAAUGGGGAAUUUCACCGAAUACAUUGUGUACCUGAAUCAAGCCGAGCAAAUUCUCCACACUACCCCCAAAUCUGAACCGCUAAAAGUGACCAUUCAACCAUCUACAUUCGAGAUCUUCAGUUUCAUACCUUUAAGAAAGCUCAAUUCCAACAUUAAAUUCGCUCCCAUCGGUCUGAAGAACAUGUUCAACAGUUCUGGAACGAUUCAACAUUUGAAGUAUAAUGAAAACGGAGUCGAGCUGAAAGUAAAAGGUGGAGGAAAUUUCAUAGCUUACUCGAGUGCGUACCCGAAAAAGUGCAUUUCGAACGGAGUAGAAGUGGAAUUUGAAUGGGAUGACUCCGAUGGACAGCUCAGCUUUGAUCUUCCAUGGAUUGAAAAAGCUAAAGGAGUUUCUGACGUGGAAAUUUUAUUUUGAGUAAUUUUAUCUCUAAGUUAAUUUUUAUUUAUUUUAUGCAUUUUGGCUGUUUGUGUUAAGUGACGUGUGCUAAGGGAUAGCCACGUCAAUUAAAUAAUCGCUUUUAUUAUUAUUAUUAUUAUUAUUGUAUUUUUGAAUUUUUAUUUUUAUUUUCCCCUUUUUUUUGCGGAUUUGUCCUUUGAAAGAGGGCAUUAUGUUUCGAAUUUUGUUUCUAC
Molecule: messenger RNA, 2998 nt
Organism: Cucurbita moschata (crookneck pumpkin)
Lineage: Eukaryota; Viridiplantae; Streptophyta; Magnoliopsida; Cucurbitales; Cucurbitaceae
Product: stachyose synthase-like
Exons: 4
Coding region: 207-2783 (858 amino acids)
Source: RefSeq, a predicted model, not a curated record